Messenger RNA from Colletotrichum tamarilloi, 1335 nucleotides. RefSeq names its product CFEM domain-containing protein. NCBI's taxonomy places the organism in Eukaryota, Fungi, Ascomycota, Sordariomycetes, Glomerellales, Glomerellaceae. The coding region runs from base 1 to 1335 and encodes 444 amino acids. The record is from RefSeq and is a predicted model, not a curated record. The transcript is spliced from 8 exons.
AUGUCUGCUACCCGUCUCUUCUUCCUGCUCGCUUGCUUCCUGGGCCUUGGAAGUUUCGUCGCCGCGUCAGAUAUCUCGUACCAGGGCAUCCCCAGCUGUGCUAUCAAAUGUAUUUUCCAGGAGAUCGGCCAUUCGUCCUGCCCCCUAACGGAUCAAAAAUGCAUGUGUAACGAUAACGUUUUGGCGGGAUACGUGCAGGUAUGCGUCGAGGCAAAUUGCACUGUCAUGGAGAUGCUCGCGGCACGCAAUUCUUCAUUGGCUGCCUGUGGUGUUGCCCCUGCUCAGCAGGAUACCGUCAUGGCGUGGUUCAGGGCGGUUCUUUUCGCCCUACCAACCUUUUUCAUAAUCGUACGAAUGGUGAACAAGUUUCUAAAGCUGUCGCCUUGGGGUUGGGACGACACAACCAUCGUCAUAGCCUAUGCCGUACUAGCAGCUUUCCUGCCAGCGGCAUAUCUAGCCGAACAAACUGGUGCAGGGAGAGAUAUAUGGGCACUAUCAGAAAACCAAAUUACUGAUUUUCUUUUGCUAUUUAUCAUAUUCGGUAUGCUCUAUAUGACCUGCCUAGCCUUUAUCAAGGCCUCGAUCAUAUUUCUAUACCUGCGAAUCUUCCCCGACGAAACCUUCCGCCGAAUACUCUGGUGUACUCAGCUGUUCAACCUUCUUCUUUGGAUCGCUUUCAUCGCCGGCACUUUCGGCUCUUGUCAGCCCUUGCACUUCUUCUGGCAUGGAUGGAAAAGAGAUAUGGAGGGCAAAUGCUUCAACUUGAACGCCUUUGCCAUGUGCCAUGGCGCAUUGAACGUGGCUCUGGAUGCAUGGAUGCUAGUACUUCCAGCAACUCAAGUCUAUUCGCUGAGAAUGCAGCGCAAACAGAAGCUGGGUGUGAUGUUGAUGUUCAGCUCUCACUGCCCCGACUCAUUCCAGAGCUCCCUCUGGUCCAACAUCGAGCUAUGUGUUGGUAUCUUCGUGUCUUGCCUUCCGAGCACACGUCAAGUCUGGAGGAAACUAUUCCCUAAGAUCCUCGAAGUAACACACCUGUCUUCGAGAUCAGCUAGAAUGUCUAGAUCAGCAAAGGGGUCACACUCUGCCAGCCAAGCCUCACGAUCGGCAGCGGACCCCAAUGAACGACCGCGACUCGUGUCCUACGAGGAGUCCUCGAUAGCGCAUCUAGUCGGAGACUUCAACGAUAUCGACCUCAAUAACCUCAGCGAUGCGAGCCCGAUGGAGAGGGACCCGCCGAAGACGCCUAAAAAUAAUGUCGUGUUACAGAAGGAUCCUGUAUCAGGAGGCUCAAGAAGUAGUGAUGGAGUCAUGAGCCAAAAGGGCUGGGAUGAAUGA